AUGUCCGGGUCGGCACCGCGCGGAUGGCUUCCGACGAGUCCGACGGAUGAGGAGCUCCGCAUGGCACUCGAACCCUUCCGCUCCCGCAUUCGCGCCAACCCUCGUGCGGCAUCCAAACUCCUCCGAGAGGCACCCGCCGCCGUCGCAGGACAGAUGCUGGAGGAGUUGCGAGGAAUGCGGCUGAGGGCGGAUGCAUUCCAUUACUUCGCAGUCAUGAAGGCCAACCGUCGUGCUGGGCGGUGGCAGUAUGUGGUGCACCACUUUGACCAGAUGCUGCCGCAGAGGAUUGCUCCAGAUUUGUAUUGUUACGGGCUCGCAAUGGAUGCUUGGGCCGAAGGUGGCCAUUGGUUGCAGAGCCUGGCCAUUUUUGACAGCAUCGGAAGUCACACCGUGCCGGAUGCGGUCUGCUUUGGCACAGCCAUCCGGGUGUGUCAGAAGGCGGCUGACUGGGAGGCUGCGUGCGACCUUCUCAGCGCUAUGGCCCCCGCAGGAUUCAAGCCGGACACAGUCUCGCUUGGAGCAGCGAUGUCCGCCUGUGCUGCCGCUGACGCCUGGGGGUCGGCGCUGCACCUGCUGUCGACCAUGUCUGCAGAGGCCAUGGAGCCCGAUUUGAUCUGCUUCAACGUGGCCAUCAGUGCAUGCGAGAUGGCUGGAAGGUGGCAGACAGCCCUGGCGCUACUGGACGACCUGGGCAAGAACUGCAACCCGACGGCCACGAGCUUCAAUGCCGCCAUUACCGCCUGUGGCAAGGGCGGGGAGUGGCAGCGGGCUCUAAGCCUGCUGUCCUCCAUGCAUGACGCAGCCGUGCUGCCCGAUAGAAUCAGCUUGAAUGCGGCCAUCAGUGCCUGCGACAAUGGUGGAAUGUGGCCAGCUGCCCUCCACCUCUUGUUCAGCCUGCGCGGCCAGAUGCAAGAUCCCGACCACAUUAGUUUCAAUGCCGCCAUCAGUGCCUGCGAGCAGGGGGGUGCGUGGCAUCAAGCCUUGGCUGUUUAUCAGGAGUUGAUCCUUGCAGAUCUGUCUCCGGACGAGCUUUCCUACAAUGCCGCAGUCGGCUCUUUUGCUGUGUCCAGUGCCUGGGUCGCUGCUAUACACUUUCUAGCGGAGGAGAUGCUGUCGCGGGGCCUCUGCCCAAACGGCCUACAUGCCGGGGCGGUGACAAGGUCUGUGAUGGCUUCAGAGGGGGUGGAGGCAGCCUGGAACUUCUUGGAGCGGUUCAAGGAGCUCUGGCUCGCUGCGUCCGCUGCGGAGGUGGCGGAAGCGCCGUCGAAUCUGUGCGUGAAGAGUAACGAGCUGACAGAGGAUGCUGUCCAGGAGGUGUCGCUGCUGGCCAGAGCUCCAGGAGCUCCGCAGUCUGCAGGAAGGUUGCGCUUCAAUAAUGUCAUCUUCGCUUGCAAGCCCGCUGGGUUGACCACCGAUGAGGUGGUACGCAAAGUGGCUGAACUAUUGCAGCCCAUGCCAGCUGCACUCCACGUCGUGUCGCGCUUGGAUCAGGGGACAUCCGGGGUGAUGCCCCUGGUGCUGGGAGGAGAGGGAUCUGCGGCGGCAAAUUGGCUUGGGGCCCAAUUUGCCGGAAGACUCGUGAAGAAGGAAUACAUUUGCCUUUGCGAGGGGCCUCGCUUUGGUCCGGUGGGGCACCGUGCAGUGCUGACUUAUCCGCUGCGGGUGGUGCAGCUGAGCAAGGACACCUACCAAGUUGAGGUUGCUUCGGCGGGACGACCUGCGGAGACGGCUCUCCAAGUGAUGGCAUGCUUUGAGAUGCAGGGCAUUGACGAGGUCCGAGGCGCCUCUAGCAGCAUCUGCUCGCUCCUGACUCUGUGGCCCAAGACGGGCAGGAAGCACCAGAUCCGAGCGCACCUGGCACACGCAGGCCGACCCAUCGUGGGGGACUGGACCUAUGGCCGCCGAGAGGAGUCCUCCGUGCCACGCUGUCCUCGCCUUUUCCUCCACUGCCGGCGAAUUGAGCUGCGUACCGUCGCAGGCAAGGACUUGGCCGCGGAAGCGCCGUUGCCCCGAGAAUUGGAGGAACUCUUGGAGGAGAUCCGCCAAGAGUCUUCCGAGUAG
Molecule: messenger RNA, 2061 nt
Organism: Symbiodinium sp. CCMP2456
Lineage: Eukaryota; Dinophyceae; Suessiales; Symbiodiniaceae
Source: the annotation of a GenBank genome assembly